AGAUCUGCUAAGCAGCCCAGCACUGCCUGGUCUCACAAGGUCAUUUUGAGUUAUACUGCAGUAGAACACACCCAUUGUACAUAGAUCCGUAUCCGGUCCCACAGUUGGGGUUCUUUCGUUGCCUCCUCUCGUACAGCAAAAUGGCGGAUCAGACAGAGCGUGCUUUCCAAAAGCAGCCAACCAUCUUCCUCAACAGGAAGAAGGGUGUUGGUGGCAAGAAGAAGAGUCUUCGCUACACCCGUGAUGUCGGUCUAGGAUUCAAAACUCCUCGUGAAGCCAUUGAAGGAACUUACAUUGACAAGAAGUGCCCCUUCACUGGCAACAUCUCUAUCCGAGGACGUAUCUUGACUGGAGUUGUCCAAAAGAUGAAGAUGCAGAGGACCAUUGUCAUCCGGAGAGAUUACCUGCACUAUGUUCGCAAAUAUAACAGAUUCGAGAAGAGGCACAAGAACAUGUCAGUUCACCUAUCGCCCUGCUUCAGGGACGUGUCGAUUGGCGAUGUUGUCACCGUUGGAGAGUGCCGUCCUCUCAGCAAGACCGUGCGUUUCAACGUCCUGAAGGUGUCCAAGGGUGCUGGUUCCAAGAAGAGUUUCCAGAAGUUCUAAAAUAAAUCUUUGAUUAUCAAA
Thrips palmi is the source of this 626-nucleotide messenger RNA. RefSeq names its product 40S ribosomal protein S11 (gene RpS11). Lineage: Eukaryota; Metazoa; Arthropoda; Insecta; Thysanoptera; Thripidae. The record is from RefSeq and is a predicted model, not a curated record. Bases 141 to 605 code for a protein of 154 amino acids. Gene Ontology annotation, cellular component: cytosolic small ribosomal subunit; ribosome. The transcript has 4 exons. Gene Ontology annotation, molecular function: structural constituent of ribosome. Gene Ontology annotation, biological process: translation.